AUGGAAAGCUGUUGUGAAACAUGUUUUAGAACUAAUGUUCCUUUAAAGAAAUGUUCUAAGUGCAAAACAACUUACUACUGCUCAACUGACUGCCAGAAAUAUGAUUGGCCAACACAUAAAAGCAAUUACAGCAAGGUAGGCAGUAAGAAUAAAAAGAAAAGAAAUAGAAGAAAAAAGCGUAAGAAUGUCAACAGUGUCAACAUAGAGAAUGACGGAGCCACUAGCAAGACAGACGUCAGGGAUGAGAUCAACAAAAAGGAUAGUGACACAAAGGCUAGCAAGGGAAACACUGGAAAUGUGAACUAUAAAGACAAAGAUGGUGGAAUGGACAGUGAGAAGGAAUCCAGCAAGAAGGGGAAGAGUCAAAAACGGACGGUCCAGGAGCAUCAUGGAUAUAGAGUCCUCAAGCACCUCUUGUAUAGAGUUGUAUCAGAAGCAGCCAUCAUUACUCUUCCAAAGGGUGACCAACUGAGAUUAUGGAUAUUAUGCAAUCAACUCAUUCUUGGUCUACCUCUAAAUGUGUUGCUGAUUGGUCUGGCUUGA
Messenger RNA from Octopus bimaculoides (California two-spot octopus), 543 nucleotides. RefSeq lists its product as uncharacterized. NCBI's taxonomy places the organism in Eukaryota, Metazoa, Mollusca, Cephalopoda, Octopoda, Octopodidae. The record is from RefSeq and is a predicted model, not a curated record.